Molecule: messenger RNA, 2433 nt
Organism: Sardina pilchardus (European sardine)
Lineage: Eukaryota; Metazoa; Chordata; Actinopteri; Clupeiformes; Clupeidae
Gene: ccdc126
Product: coiled-coil domain containing 126
Exons: 3
Coding region: 724-1230 (168 amino acids)
Cellular component (GO): membrane
Source: RefSeq, a predicted model, not a curated record
CUGGCCCACUCAGGAAACAGACUUGCACAGCGGCGUUUGUAGUCCUAACCGGUUUUAGUGUUUCAUUACGACAGACCAAGUGGCCGAUUCUUGAUUUGUGACUCUUUGUGCAUUUAUGGGGUUUCUCUGGUAUCCUGGUUGGUCUGGAAAUGCCGAUAUCCAUGGAGGGUUGUUUAUGCAUUGUCUUGUAGUCAGCUGGUAGAAGUCGAUCGCCUUCACCGCAGCUUGACAACGGUUGGCAUAUGCUCUGUACAAGAGGUGCAUUUUAAACCUUCUGAACUUGAACGAGCGUUAUCUUAUGGCUUAAAAAGAUCAGUCUCACCCUUGACCUCUCCCGGUCCCUCCAAACCCCUCUCACCCAUCCUCACACUACCCAUCAACCCCUGGGCAGAGCUUCAGGAUCUGUUUGCCCACAGCCUGCCUUGUCCCUGCCCUCAUCCAGACGUAACUGCCCCUCACUGUGUCACUUCCACAGCUGUAGCCCUCUCCAUCUGCCCCUGCCUACGCUCCCUCGUCCCCUCCUUACCAUCAUACUCCACCAGAGCCCUAGACUUCCUGGUCACCCCCCCACCUUCCUGCGCUUCUUCCUGUGGCUCAGCCAGCAUCCCUCUUUUCACUCCUUACACCCUGCACCCACUCCCAACGAGUGUGUGUGUGUGCGUGCGUGUGUGCGUGUGUGUGUGUGCCUGCGUGCGUGUGAGUGUGUGUGUGUGUGUGAGGGCGAUGCUGUGUGUGGCACGCAGGAACAUGUCCCAGAAGUUGAGUGUAUUCCUGGUGCUGGUUGGCCUAUGCUGGGGGAUGCUACUACUGCACUACACACUGUCUCGCCCACGCCACCAGAGCAGUGCUCAGCUGCGCCAGCAGAUCCUGGACCUGAGCCGGCGCUACGUCAAAGCCCUCAGCGAGGAGAGUCAGGACCCCUCUGGCCCCCAAGGGACCUCCAUGGCUGGAUACGCCGAUCUGAAGCGCACUAUCGCUGUGCUGCUGGACGACAUCCUGACCCGUCUGGUGAAGCUGGAGGGCCUGGUGGACACUGCGGUGAACGCCUCAGCUGUUAAUGCCUCACACACAGCAGGCGGUGGUCUUUUACCCCCAGUGGCAACUUUACAGAGACUCCUCAAAAAGGACAUGUCAAUCAACCAGCCUCAAGUCGCUGGACACACCAAAACAGAAGCAGCUGCUGCGAAGCACCAAUCACACACUCCACACCGACUACGCACAAGAAGUUGAGACUGAGCUGAAAUAUAUAUAUAUAUAUAUAUAUAUAUAUGUAUAUAUAUGUAUAUAUAUAUAUUAUACGUGUCUGUGUGUGUGUGUGUGUAUUUGUGUGUGUGUGUGUGUGUGUGUGUGUGUGUGUGUGUGUGUGUGUGUGUGUGUGUGUGUGUGUGUGUGUGUGUGUGUGUGUGUGUGUGUGUGUGUGUGUGUGUGUGUGUGUGUGUGUGUGUGUGUGUGUGUGUGUGUGUGUGUGUGUGUGUCCGCGCGCGCACGCGCAGAGGUGCGAGGUCAAUGAGUUAUAAAUACUGCUUUUAAGACUGAUAUAUAUUAUUAUAUAUUUUUAGAUGGACUUAAUGGCAGCAUUCGAAGUUUACUUAGCUUGAAAUUCAGCCUUUUAUAUGAUUACUGUCAUGGGUUGCAGCUGUGGUCAAGCACAGUACUCAGAAAUUGAGGAAGAGACCCAGUGCUGGUUUUUGAUGAUAAAUGUAUUUUACAGUGCGUUCGGAAUUACAUUUGCUAAUACCUCUGUUAUCAUCAUAAAACAUUGUUUGUUUUGACAUUUUGCAAGCAAAUGCAAGUUUGCAAAUACUUUUUUACUACUGCAUGGUAUGCCAGUAAAGAUUGAUUGUAGGGCUUACGUGGGACGACAUGAAAAUCCAAAGAUGGAUGAUGUUUUACACUGCGUAGAUGCAUGGCUGACUGAAAUUAAUGAAUGAAGAGAAUGAAUGAAUGUAGUUACAUUAAGGGGGAAAUGAAUGUACCCUUGUAAGGAUUUUUUUUUUUUUUUUAAGUUCUGUUUCACACAAGGGUAGACAAUGUUCAGUCUGCUCCUUCGAUAGGAAAUGUUGGUGAACAAGUUAAAGAUAUCACCAUUACUUUCAAAAUGGAUGCACACACCCUUAGAGGAAAGGAAACAGUAGGCCUAUUGCUAUCCUGUGGACAUCAUUGCAGAAAUGUGUGGUCUACCAUACCACAAGGUGAUCCACACUGUUACUUUCAUCAGCAUGUUUUGCCUUCAGUAAAAUUAGACUUCACCUCACGCUCUUAACAAAUGCUGAAGCUCAAUUCACCCACCCCGUUAGCUCUCAGAAAUUCCAAAAAAAGUUUAAGUGCCACUGAAAAAUGCCUUUAGGGCGCAUGAAUGGAUCAGAAUGUUUACCAGGUUCUCUGUAAGCGCAAACAUUGAUGACUGGGCAAUAAAUAUUCUAGUUAAACACA